UAAAGGUAUUGUACUUAUGAAAGGUGAAUUUGACAACAAAGCAAUGAGUGUCACCGAUGCACAGUUCUUAGCCAAUCAGAUGCAGCUUUACUAUGCCCAUCAUGAUAAGGAGCGAUUUGAUUUGCUGAAGAUUUUCAACCAACAACCACAGCAUUUUAAACAUAUGGAUGUAAUAGCACAAUUGAAUAGGGGAAUUGAGAUUAAGCCAAAAGAAAAACAGGACAAAACAGAAGACAAAUCCGAAUCAAGUUAACAAUCAAGAUUCCCAUUGACUAAAUUGAAAGAUCUAAAAAACAUUUAUUCCAGCAAGUUUAAGGGAUAAUUUUAAUAGUCAAAUAUUAAAUAGGUUGUUGGAAGGAGCCAAAACUGUAUAGAAAUAGAAGACUAAUGUAGAUGGAGAUAAACGAACAAGAAUUA
This is a messenger RNA of Anneissia japonica, 417 nucleotides long. RefSeq names its product ATP synthase mitochondrial F1 complex assembly factor 1-like. The record is from RefSeq and is a predicted model, not a curated record. Gene Ontology annotation, biological process: mitochondrial proton-transporting ATP synthase complex assembly. The coding region runs from base 17 to 253 and encodes 78 amino acids. Lineage: Eukaryota; Metazoa; Echinodermata; Crinoidea; Comatulida; Comatulidae. The transcript is spliced from 3 exons. Gene Ontology annotation, cellular component: mitochondrion.